Paramecium sonneborni is the source of this 1050-nucleotide messenger RNA. NCBI's taxonomy places the organism in Eukaryota, Ciliophora, Oligohymenophorea, Peniculida, Parameciidae. The record is from the annotation of a GenBank genome assembly.
AUGAAUUAUUUAUUUAAUCAAUUCGAUAUUUAUCAUCACCUAAAUUUUGCAUCUUUAACAACUAUACUAUACAUCACCUAAAAAAUACUGAUAACUUCAUUGAUUCAAAAUUAUAAAGAAAAUGAUGACUAAUUAGGUAUUUGAUAAAAAUUAAAAAAAAGAUAAUAAUACAUUAAUACACUUUGAAUUGUUUAUAAGUUAUCCUACAUUGCUUAUACUAAUAAGUACUAUUGCAAAUACUACAUAAUUAAUUUUUGCAUUUUUUUUGCAAUAAAUUUCUGGUUUAUCAUUAUUAAUUUGUUUUAUUUCAUCCUCAAUAAUAAAUGGAAUUUCUAUUUGGUGGGCAUUAGUUAAGUUAAGAAGAACUUCUUAUAGAAAAUCAAGGCUUUUAUGGUUUUUAUCUUAAAAUCUUUUACUUGUAAAAUAUGAUAAUUCAAUAUUUUUAGAUAAUAAUUUUAUUGUAUUAAGAAUUUAAUAUUAGUGGAUUGUUUGCAGUAGGUAUAUCUUUUGUACUUUAAUUGAUUGGAAUAUUUUUAGGAAUGGCCAUAGGAUCAUUAUAUAUUCAAGAUGCAUAUGGAGAAUUUAAAUAAUAAUUCUUAGAUAAUCCUCAAGCUACUUCAAUCAAAAAAUAAAUCUCUUUUCAUAUUUAUUAUGGAUUGUUACCUUUUUUGUCAUUGAUUAGAAUCAGUCAAUAAAUUGUAUUUGAUAGAUUAUUUAAUAAUACUUUUGAUUUGUUGUAUUUUGCUUUAAUUCAAUUUUUUUAAACAAAAAUAAUGACUUAUAAUGAUGAAAGUAGUUUAAAAUCUAAUUGGGGAAUUAAAAGCAUGAAAUUGUCUAAGUAAAUAAUUUAUUAAAUUUUAAUUUAGAUCUCCAAUGUAUUAUUUAUUAAUCUAUUAAUGUAUAAUAUCUUUGAACAGAAUAGAAUCAUUUGAUUUUAAUAAUAUAAAAAAUAUAGCUCUUUGUGAUUUUAUGAUAUUUGUUAUUUCAAAUGGAGCAGUUGGAUUAUCAUCAAUUUUAGUUUAGAAAUAUUUAUAGGAAUAGAAAAAAUGA